UCCAAAAAUAUAUAUAUAUAUAUAUAUAUAUAAUUUCCACUUUACUGUUUUUCUUGAAGGAAUCAUGUCCAUGCCAAAAAGAACUUUGCUGAAGGUCAUCGUCCUUGGUGAUAGUGGGGUUGGAAAGACAUCUUUGAUGAAUCAAUAUGUUUAUAAGAAAUUCAGUCAACAGUACAAAUCCACAAUUGGAGCUGAUUUUGUCACAAAAGAAGUAGAGAUUGAUGGCAAACACGUCACUUUGCAAAUUUGGGACACAGCAGGUCAGGAAAGGUUUCAGAGCCUUGGUGCUGCAUUUUAUAGAGGGGCAGAUUGUUGCAUCCUCGUAUACGAUGUAAAUAUACCCAAAUCAUUUGAAACACUUCAAAAUUGGCAUGACGAAUUUCUCAAUCAGGUAGAUCCAACUGACCCUGAUACAUUUCCCUUUGUAUUAAUUGGUAACAAGGUCGAUGUUGACGGUGGAAAUAGCAGAGUGGUUUCUGAGAAGACAGCAAGGGAGUGGUGUGCUUCCAGGGAAAACAGCAUGCCUUAUUUUGAGACCUCAGCAAAAGAGGGUUACAACGUCGAUGAUGCAUUCCUUUGCAUAGCAAAAACUGCCAUUCUGAAUCAACAUGAGCAGGACAUUUACUGUCAAGGAAUCCAGGAAUCAAUUUCAGAAAUUGAGCAGACAGGAAGAUGUGCAUGUUGAAGUUGGCUGCAUCAAGAAUCAAUUUCCUAAAUAUUCAUUCUUUUGUAAAUAACUUCUCUCUCUCUCUCUCUCUCUCUCUCUCUCUCUCUCACAUAUUCAUCCCAACUACGCUUCUUGGACAAUAACGCUGUGUUUGGUUGGAGGAUUUGAGGAGGGAUUUGAAAAAUGAAAGGAAAAAAAUGUGUGAAACUAGGUGAAGUAGUCAUAUUUUAUUCACAUUUCAUCUACUUUUUCUAUUUCUCUUUCCAAAUCUCUCCUCAAAUCUCUCAACCAAAUACAGCAUAAUAGAAUAUUAUUUUUCAUUUUCAGUGUAAUACCAAGGAAACUAUUGUGGCAUGAGUAUGUAAAGUCCAAACUCUUGUGGCAUGAGUGUAAUACCAAGGAAACUAUUGUGGCAUGAGUAUGUAAAUCAACCACCAGGGUGGUGGCGGGGUGAAAAGGUGUCUUCCUUCUACACAGUUGAGCAUGGCUCGAUUUUUGUGAGGUGCAAUUAGCGGUUCAUUUUUUAAACAAUGAAACUGAUUACGCUACUAUACUUUGAUCGUAGCUCUAUCUCAUGUCUUAAGAGUUGGUGCAUUCCUCUAUUGCUCUAGUGGUAGGUCCCUUCUUUUGGAUCUGGUUAAAUCUGGUCGGCAAUCGGUUACCCAAAGUGAGGGCUCACAGAUGCUAUGACAUUCCUAUGAAGUGUCCUUUUAUUUUGAACAAGUAUUCUCCGUAGUUUUUAUUUUAUUUUAUUUUAAUGCUUGACAUUUUAAUUCGAGCACAUUUGUCUUUUAAAUUUUGUUUUUCUCUCAAAUAAGGACAAUUACAAACCCAAGUUAAGUUUUUGAAUGGAAAUUUGUCACAUCAUCCCACAUGACUAUAUUUUGGGGGGACAAUGAUCUUUUUGCCUUUCCCCGUGUAAUUCAUCUUCUUUCUUUGUUUCUCCCACCACCAUUACCCCCUCACAGCCACCAAAACUACCAUUUCUGCCAUCUCCACUGCCUCCAAACAUCACCAUCUUAAGCAUAGCCACCAGCCACCGCCAAAACACCUCCGCCACACGACCACUACCUCAUUAAACCAGCCUCAAACCAACACCAAAUCCACCUUAAACCAGUGCCAAAUCAAGUCCCUCUACCUACCCCGACACCCACCUCCCGCUAGAUCAUAACCACCAAUACUUCCCCACCCCGCCACCUUUACCACCACGAAAUCUGCCUUCAAAUCCCCCACUGAAAUCCACCUCU
Camellia sinensis is the source of this 1914-nucleotide messenger RNA. RefSeq names its product ras-related protein Rab7. Lineage: Eukaryota; Viridiplantae; Streptophyta; Magnoliopsida; Ericales; Theaceae. The record is from RefSeq and is a predicted model, not a curated record. Gene Ontology annotation, cellular component: vacuolar membrane. Gene Ontology annotation, molecular function: GTP binding; GTPase activity.